Messenger RNA from Helianthus annuus (common sunflower), 704 nucleotides. RefSeq lists its product as uncharacterized. NCBI's taxonomy places the organism in Eukaryota, Viridiplantae, Streptophyta, Magnoliopsida, Asterales, Asteraceae. Bases 70 to 504 code for a protein of 144 amino acids. The transcript has 2 exons. The record is from RefSeq and is a predicted model, not a curated record.
CAAACAUACAACACACACAAACACCCACGUAUUUUUCUCUCUCUCUCCGGCAAACAGUUCCGGCCGGCGAUGACGGCGAAGGUGGAGGCGGCUCACGGCGGCGGCGCCGCUACGAUGGUGGUGGAGGAGUCUUCUUCACGGCGAACCAGCAACCCCCCCUUUGCUGCUCGCACUCUCUCCCCGUUUUCUUUUCCGAUCGGACAAGCUCCGAUCGUCGUUUACGGCGACGAUGAUGAAGAACGACGGCGGUCUGUGUAUGGACCGGCGGUCGGUACAAUUAUCCGGCGGUCCUUGUCUCGGACCGGCGGUUCUUGCUUCGGUCCGUCGAGUUUCGCGUUGAUGAUGAUGAUGAUGUUUUGGUUUGAGUGUGGUUCGGGUCACAGCCGCAGUUCGGGUGAUGCUCGGUUCAGAUCUAGUCACGGUGGUUGUGCUAGUGGUAGGGAGUUGUUUAAUACGAGUCAAAAGUCGGUCGAACUUGGUAACACGAUACUGGAGGAGUUUUAACGCGUGUGUUGAACCGAGCUCUAGCGACCCGACCAUUGUAGUGAGACACUAACUUAACCAAAUGUUAACCGGUGAUAUUCGGGUUUAUAGCUAUUAUGUGACUGCAAGAAUAAAUAUUGUAUGUAUACUUAUCUAGACAAAAAAAAAAGGUUCAUAGUGACAGCAGGAAUAAAUACAUUGGCUCAAAAAUUAGAUUACUA